AUGAAAUGGAGAAGCCUUAAUUUUGGCGCGGUCAAACCAAUCAAAUACCAGCAAUGGCCAAGUUUCAUGCAGACGAUGUUGAUAUGCUUAAUCCUUGGAGAUAAACAUUUACGGCACAUUAUCGACUGAGCUUUGAAAAUUCAUCUUCUCUUGCAAAUGUUAAUUCAUCCACAUUUCCUUGUAGUUUUGAUAAUACGGUAGAUACAUGAUUUAAUGAGUGUAAUUAGUUGUUAAAAUACAGCCUAUUUUUCUUUCUUUUAGAAGCCAAAACCUGCAAAGCAAACCAGUUUACUUGUGCCGAUAAGAGUUGUAUUUCAUUGUUUUGGAGGUGUGAUGGUCGUCAUGAUUGCCAUGAUAGGUCAGAUGAAAAUGGAUGUCCAACAACGGCUCCUCUGGUUUGUUCAAAAGAAAUGUUUCGCUGUGAUGGAGACUGCAUACAAGGUCAUUUGCAAUGUGAUGGAAAAAACGAUUGUGCAGAUGGAUCCGAUGAGAAAGGAUGUGGUGAGUGUAGAAAUAGUUCAUUCAUGAAUGAGAAGGUGUGAAAGAUGCUUGUGUUAAGAAUUUUUUUUCUGAUCAGAGCGAAAAAGAAAAUACUGAAGUUAAGGAAAAAUCUAUCGAUAAGUUUUAUAAAAAGUAUAACUAUUGUUUUCGACCAGACAUUGAAUAUUUAAAUUUUCUUGUGUCUUAUGUUGCAGCUGCACCCCAGUUGAGGCGGUCGUCUCCUCCAAGGCUCGUUGAACAAAUGCGACAAAAGGAAGUCAAGCUGAUCUGUAACGUGAGCGAUGCUAAAAAUUACAUUUGGUAUACGGAUGAAAGAAAGAUUCAUCUGCCCUCUGAUCGGUAUUUUGUAAAAUCACAUUGGUAUCUGCAAAUUACGGACGUUUUUAAAUCGGACAGUGGAACGUUUGUUUACUUGGCCUCCAGUAGUUAUGGAAAAUUAAAUUGCACAGUGAGGUUGAUUGUUGAAGGUAAGAGUUUUUGAAAUUUUGAGCAAAUAUUAAAUUGGGUUAGUUGUUUGUGUGAUGAUUUGAUUUCGUUUCCGCUUAAUAUAACAAAAAAAGAAAGAAAAUACUGAAUUGGAGGAAAAAUCUAUCGAAAGCUGUCUCAGUGCUAUUCUUCUUGUCCAGCUUUUGAGUUAAAAGGAAACGUUUUGCAAGGAUGAUAUGAAAAAAAGAAAGGGAAUUUGUCUAUUAGCUCAGGGGUAUUGGUCAUUGAAACUUGUUGUGUUGAAAAAACAGUUUUUUUCUUUUUUCUCAGAUCCAACAGCUUCACCUACAAAUGUUUUAGGAGGUACAGUUCAUUGAUAUACUAUAUAACUUAAUUACUUCUAGUUAUUAUAAAGCAAGGUAGUCUUUAGGUAGAUCAGAGCGUUCUGAUCGGUUCUUACUUGGUCGGUAUUUUGCCAUACGGACCGUUUCCACGGAAACGGUCAUACGCCGUGUAUUUUUGGUUUUGAUAAGCAAGCAAAUUCUAGAACAAAUUUAACUUUAUAACCUCGCUUGCUCGAGCCACAAUGUGGAAUAUUGGCCCUCAGUCGUUUUUUUUGGAAGGACCUCGCUGCAAUUGGUCCAUACUGCCAAGACCUGGGCCAAUAUUUCCCAGUGCGGCCCUUUCGCUCGGUUAGUAAGAAGUUUUUAUCUCAGGUUACAAAUGCCGUAAUUGUGUAGCUCCUUACUUUUGAAGUAGAUCGUCAAGAAAUAAUAAAAGAGUAGUGUCUCUGGCAUACGUCCUAGGCUGCCAAGGCGAUAAAAAUGCGGGGUUUGUGGUCAUAUUCUUAGUGCAUUUGAAGACUGUUAUCUGAAAGUUAGGCUGCUAUUUAAAAUCUUAAAUCAUGUUCAGUUUCUUGAUUUCAAAAACCUUUUGAAACGGCGCCGGGAGGAUGAAAAUAUUGUGGGUUAUGAAGCAAACUUCUCCUGCUGAAUGGAGGAAAUUUGCAUGACCACUCGACGAUCAUUUCGUGGAAAGUAGACUGUAAUACAUCUAAUCAAUUCAUGUUAUGGAGGUUAGGUUAAUCUUAAGCUGUUCAACAUAAAACCACUAGAAUAAAAUACUCUUAUGGCAAUAAUCCAAAUUUCGCUGUUUCUUUUGAGCCUGCCUUAAUUCAAGGCUGAAUGUAAGCGAUGUAUCACAGUGGUUACUUUCAAGUUGUAAAUAUUUAUUUAAGCUACUAAUAUUUACUAAAGUAAGUAAUAUUUAUGAAAGAAACUCCCACGUCGCUUCGCUGUAUUUUUUAGGUUCUAAUCCUGAGAUAUUGAAAAAAAACAGGAUUAACAGGAUGCGAGAUAGAGGACGAAAACUGAAAAAGGAAAAUCCAUUUCAAACAAACUAGCUGUUCCUGUUUUUAGAAACUUGGAUAUAACAAGCUUUGCUUAUAAUAAGUGUUGGCCUUAAUUACUUUUCCAAAACUUUCAGCUCCUUUCGGUUGCGAAAGCUUUAAAAAAAAAACCUUGCCGGGAGAGCAAGACAACGAAAUUAGGUACGUUCCUACUACUUUAGUCCCUGGACGUUUCCAAACAACCAAAUAUUGUUGAAGUUACAGGAAACUAUUAGUUGGUUAAUCAUAACCAUUACAAUUUCCUCAAAUGUGAUUAGUGCAUUAACGCUUUAUUUUUUCACUAACUAUUUUGUAGAGUUGUAAUCGGACAGUGUAACAUGACAGUUGGCUGUAAUCGGACACCUGUUAUCUGACAGUUGAAGAAGCCAAUCGUACUUAGUCCACUAAGCUAAAUAAAUCAACUUAUAACAGAAUUGAUCACAAUACCCAUAGCAACAACCACUUAUCCUGAGAAAAACUGGGGAAUUUCCAAUAUGGAGGAAUAUUUAACUUUAGACAUUUGUUCUAGAUGUAUCUUUUUUUCGGAAAUCGUGAUGGUUAUGAUUAAUUGGUCGUGAUUAACUAAUCGCUUCGCGGUCGUCCGAUUUAUUAAUCACUCGUAUUAUUUCAGACCGAAUUGGACUCCACUUGAUCCUAUCACCGCUAUGAACUGUUAUAAUUUUCUACGAAAUGUAUGUGACGCGUUCCCAUUUUUGGGUGAAUAGCUACAAUGCAUACAGACUAAGGUCGUUCUCUAUUACCUUAAAAUGUUACUGUUUCCGUGGAUAUCACCGAUAUUCUUAAUAGCUGGACCAACAUUUGGGAAUUUAGGCAAUGGGUUCGAUUGAAAACCUAUACUGCAAAACUAAAAGUGGAGAAUCGAGACAUAAUGCGAAUGGCUAAGAGAGCAGAGUUCGAGGUACAGUCAUUUCCUCCAACUUGUUCUAAGAAAACACCAGCUCAUCUCGUCAAAACCAUGUGCCCAGUGUUACCUUUUUUAUCUUCUAGUUCCUCUUGACUUCUAUUGCUUAUUAAGUCUUUGAUGAUUAGAAAUGAUAACCUUGAAACGUAUCUCGUUCCUCAGAUGAGAAGACUCGCGAUGCUCUUGUCCCCGGAAUCGUCUCGGCAGGCGUGCUAAUUACCGUAGCUGCUUUGUCUUUUAUCUGCUGGCGCCGUCGAUCUCGAACCAAGGAGCCCGUGAAUGGUCCAAUUUCAGUGUCAGGUGAGGCUAACUUGGAAAAGAGGUCGGCAGUUUUUUUAGAGGUUUAAAGAUCCUUUUUAAUUCUUAGUUUGUGUAGGCUAUGUACUGAAAGCCGAAAGCUCGGGUGUUUGAGGCAGAGAACAUUCUUUGGUCACAUUAUGAAUUUUAACCUUGCAAACCUUUAUUUUUAACAUUGUUAAGGUGAUUCCUCAAUUUUGAACUCUGCAUCUUGUAUUGGACAUAAAAAUCACGUAAUCAGGCAAGUAAGCGCGUGCAUAUUCCGAGAACACGGUAUUGUUUUUCAAUAAGGGGACUGGGUAAUGAGAUAGGAUGGUCUUUAGCUCGUGAACAAGCAUGGUGACCUAUAUUUUUAAUUGCAUAAUUAUUGUGUAUAAAUUUUCCCCUUUAAAUUGGGCAAAUUAACAAACAUUCAUCGAAUUGGAAAAAAAGAUAUUGCUAAAAUCGUGCACAGUCUGUUACUCGAUGAUGCAAAUUAUGACUGAUAAACGACUCGAGGAACGUUUUGAAUUGACGUCGUUUAAAAUUCCGUGAUAGUUUCAAAAGUUACAUAUCAAAUUGUUUCAUACGCUCAAGACUUUCAACCUAUCGAGUUUUCAGUUUUAAAAUGUUACUUUAAUCACCCUUGCUUCCAGCUGCAGCAAAAUGUGCCGCGAAUCGAUGAAAUGACGCGCAUGAUUAGUGCCAGAACAGGCAUAGGUGGGGUAAGUUUGGCCCAUCAUAUCUCUUAAACGAGUAUGGUGACCUACCUUUUAAAUUGUACUUUUCGAAACAAACAUUGGUAAGGAACAUUUAAGGAAAUUUAAAAAAAGAAUUGUUUAAUAACUUGAUUUUUUUCUGAGGAAUCACCUCAACGGGUUUUGAGGAAAAAUCUGACUCCAAUAAAUUUUAUACCAUAGAACUCUCAGUCAACAACAUGUACUUAUUUUUGCUUUCAGAACUUGAAUUUGAAUACGACGCGUUCGUUAUUUUCAGCUCCCAAGACUCGGAUUGGGUGACUAAAACUCUAAUUCUAACUUUGGAAGAAAAGCACGGUCUUAAAUGCUGUGUACACUACAGAGAUUUCGUUGCCGGAGUACCUUUUCGUGAAAAUAUGGUCAACAGUGUUUACAAGUCAAGAAAAACAAUAGCUGUCGUGUCUAAUAACUUUUUCAAUAGCAAUUAUUGCGGUUUUGAGAUGGAUUACGCCCUUCACCGACUCAUGGAAAGGAGAGAUAACAGUUUAGUCGCCAUCAAACUUGAUGAUGUUGACAGAGGAAAACUCCCAAAGGAGCUGCGAGAAAGGAGCUUCAUAGACCUUUCAAAGAAUAUUGAAAAGGAACACUGGGAAAGAAAAUUGGUUAAAUGUUUAACGAUUCCUAGCGAUUUGUCACAGGAACAGAUUAUGUAACAAGCUUUUGGAUAUUAAGUUUUAACUACUUUUGUAUGUGCGGUAACUAACUCGAAACGUGGCG
Pocillopora meandrina is the source of this 4987-nucleotide messenger RNA. The record is from the annotation of a GenBank genome assembly. NCBI's taxonomy places the organism in Eukaryota, Metazoa, Cnidaria, Anthozoa, Scleractinia, Pocilloporidae.